Penicillium angulare is the source of this 384-nucleotide messenger RNA. RefSeq lists its product as uncharacterized. NCBI's taxonomy places the organism in Eukaryota, Fungi, Ascomycota, Eurotiomycetes, Eurotiales, Aspergillaceae. The record is from RefSeq and is a predicted model, not a curated record. The transcript has 2 exons. Bases 1 to 384 code for a protein of 127 amino acids.
AUGGACCGCAAGUCAACUACUCCAGCUUGGAUCUCCAAGAUUGGUCCUUGGGUUCGUCGUCAGCGAUCUAAACUCCCACUCAAUCGCAAGAAAUCGAAGGCUCGGCUCACUAGGACCUCUUCAAUCGAUUUCUCCGCCGCGACCCCUCCCAGCACUUCAACCGCUCCUAACCCAUCCUCGGACUUUUUGCAAGAUUCUGCUUUUAUCGCAGCUCUAGAUCUGACGCCCACUUCACGCCCCCUACUGGCUCUAUCUCUGACUCUAGCAAGAACGCCCAACGCUGGAGUGGAUCCGAGCAUCGACCUGAAUAGCAACCAGGACUGCGGCAUUGCUCUUGACAAGCAGCCUGAUACGACGGGUGCUGAGACAACCCUCAAUCUUUAA